Varanus komodoensis (Komodo dragon) is the source of this 1440-nucleotide messenger RNA. RefSeq names its product growth differentiation factor 2 (gene GDF2). Bases 1 to 1257 code for a protein of 418 amino acids. Lineage: Eukaryota; Metazoa; Chordata; Lepidosauria; Squamata; Varanidae. Gene Ontology annotation, biological process: BMP signaling pathway; SMAD protein signal transduction. The transcript has 2 exons. Gene Ontology annotation, cellular component: extracellular region. The record is from RefSeq and is a predicted model, not a curated record. Gene Ontology annotation, molecular function: growth factor activity; cytokine activity.
AUGUACCCGUGGGGAGCUUUGACCCUCCUGAGUGUCCUUGUCAUUCAUUCGGUAAGCGUCACACCCAUGGAAGACCAGGGCAGGUUGCUUGCAGUGAGACGCUCUCACAGACCCUCUGGUGGCCUUGGACAUGUGGACGGAGAAGCCCAUUUUAUUUUCAAGGCUUUCCUGGAGAACUUGAAAGCUAACUUCUUGAGGAACUUGAACUUGUCAGAGAUACCUUCACAAGAGAAGACGAAAGAAGAGCCACCUCAAUUUAUGAUUGAAUUGUAUAACAGAUACACCAAGGACAAGUCUUCCAGCCCCAUAUCCAACAUUGUGCGCAGCUUCAGUCCAGAAGAUAUUGGUACUCUUUCUUCACUGGAAACAAAUCCAUUUCAGAAAUACACCUUGCUUUUUAAUGUCUCCCUCCCAUGGCAUGAAGAAGUCACCAGAGCUGAGCUGAGAAUACACACCGUUUGCCAGAAGGAGUCCGAGUGUCUCUCUCAAGGAAAGUUGGCUGUUUAUGAUGUCCUGGAAAUAAAUCAUUAUGAGGAGACAAGGGACACCAAAUCUUUCCUAGUUUCCAAGGAAAUCCGAGAAUGCGGCUGGGUGAUGUUUGAUGUCUCGGGCACUGUGAAGAGGUGGGUCAAGGCGGAGAGAACAAGGGCUACCAGUCGGCUGGAGAUGGCUGUGGAGAGCUAUGCACAAAGCGAUCUCUGUGGGAGUCUGGAUGUCAGUGUAACCCCAGAGUCCAGCCAGCUGCCACUGCUGGUGGUGUUUUCCAAUGACCAUGGUAACAGAAUGAAAGAGAACCACCGGGAGCUUCAGGAAAUGAUGGUACACGAACAGGACAGUGUGCUGAAGAACUUGGUAUGGAACAACACUGCCCACAAACGAAAUAAUUUGCCUGUCCAGGAGAUCCAUCAUGCUUCGUCUAGAAGCAAGCGGAGUGUUGAAAUUAACCACUGUCGGAGAACUUCCCUCCAUGUGAACUUCAAAGAAAUUGGCUGGAACUGGAUCAUUGCACCGCAAGAUUAUGAGGCGUUUGAAUGCAAGGGCGGGUGCUUCUUCCCCCUGACCGAUAAUGUCACCCCCACCAAGCACGCCAUUGUCCAGACGCUGGUGCACUACAAAAACCCCAAGAAAGCCGCCAAGGCCUGCUGUGUCCCCACCAAGCUGGAGGCCAUUUCCAUGCUCUACAAGGACGAUGCUGGGAUUCCCACACUCAAGUACCAGUACGAGGGGAUGACGGUGGCAGAGUGCGGCUGCAGGUAGCCCCAGGGGGCCUCUCCCGGAAGCACAUGGGCCUGCGCACAGCCGCCCUCUGCGGACACUGCUCACGACGAACGGCGGAGGGCUGGGGCCACGGGACCCCAGCUAAGCUCCCGGACUUCUCUCUGCCUCCGCUCCUCUCCGCUUCCCCUUUCUGUGCGCAUGUGUGAGCUCUUGCUUGGAGGA